AUGGUGCAGGUGUUCCGGGUGGAGGUGCUGUGCAAUGGCCGGCGGCACACGGUGGCGAAGCGCUACAGCGAGUUCCAGGCGCUGCACAAGCGGAUCAAGAAGACCUGCAAAGUGCCUGACUUCCCCCCGCGCCGUGUCCCCAACUGGAUGCCCAAAGUGCUGGAGCAGCGCCGGCAGGGCCUGGAGCUCUACAUCCGGGGUGUCCUGUACCACAACGAGGAGCUGCCCCAGGACGUGCUGGACUUCCUGAAGGUGCGGCGUUGCCAGCAGGACCCCAAGGCCACCAGCCCCCCCACCAUCCCCCUGCCCUCCCAGCGGCCCGUUGUCGGCUUCUGCACCGACCCCUACGCACGGCCACCAGGCACCGACCUGCUGCCUGACACAGUCCUCAGCGGGGUGCUGCAGGGCCUCUACAUCCCCCUGAGCUGCGUCCCCCCCUGGCCAGCACCCCCAGCCCCCAGCCCGCCGGGGUCCUGAGAGCCCACCCAGCGCCCGGGGGGGCGCAGGAAGGAUCCCCACGGUAAGAACCACCUCCGUGGGGCAGCCGGAGCCGGGAUGGGGCAGGAAGAGGGGCUGGGCUCCAGGCCAGCGCUGAGCACUCACUGCCACCCCAAGUGCCUCCGUUGGGAGGGGGUGGUUCCACCGUCCUCUCUGGGGGGGCUGGAGGGAGCCCUGGGGGGCUGAACCCCCCUGGAAAAACCCCUCGGGGUCCAGACUUUGGUGCAAUAAAUCACUCGGGUUUGACUGGCAAAA
Messenger RNA from Calidris pugnax (ruff), 753 nucleotides. RefSeq names its product sorting nexin 22 (gene SNX22). The transcript is spliced from 5 exons. The record is from RefSeq and is a predicted model, not a curated record. NCBI's taxonomy places the organism in Eukaryota, Metazoa, Chordata, Aves, Charadriiformes, Scolopacidae. Bases 1 to 477 code for a protein of 158 amino acids. Gene Ontology annotation, molecular function: phosphatidylinositol phosphate binding.